This is a messenger RNA of Gallus gallus (chicken), 1954 nucleotides long. It is a transcript of the gene PAK1IP1, whose product is annotated as PAK1 interacting protein 1. Bases 441 to 1580 code for a protein of 379 amino acids. Lineage: Eukaryota; Metazoa; Chordata; Aves; Galliformes; Phasianidae. Gene Ontology annotation, molecular function: protein binding. The record is from RefSeq and is a predicted model, not a curated record. The transcript is spliced from 10 exons.
GCCCGCAAGCGCAGGCUCGGCCCACGGCGCGUGGGAGCGGCGGGUCUUUCGCGGCUUGCUGCUCUUCUGCCUCCCCGUCGGCCUCCUCCGCGCGGCGCGGGGGUAAAACGGCUGCACCGGGAGCUCCACGUGGUCUCCGAGUACUGGCGCCGGGCGGAAGGCGUGUGGGCGUUAGCAGGGGGGAACGGGGAGUUCGCCCGCCUCGUCCUUGGACUGUAGCUGUGUGCGGGUCCCGUGUGUGCGCAGCUGUGUCUGAAAGCAGGGCUGAUUGCGAGGGGUGGUCUGGACGCUUAGGUCGGCCUGUUUGAUCUCGUAACAGCACGUUAUCUCAAGGCUGUUCCGUUAUCCUUGUAGCUAAGUGUGAUUUCUUUGCCUUUUACACGUCGACUUUUUCAGAUAGUGCUUUUUUGUGAACUCUUACCUUCAUCACCUCUUGGCUGAUGAAGCGAUGCGGAUCCUUCUCUUCACUGAAUCACAGAAUGGCCCGGGUUGGAAGGGACCUCAAGGAUAAUGAAGCUCCAACCCCCCCGCCACAGCCCUGGACGGUUACCCCCGAUUUUACCCACCAUGCCCACACCGCUUCCCUGUCUGCAGUAGCAGUGAACAGCAAAUAUGUGGUCACGGGGAGCAGGGAUGAGUCGAUCCAGAUCUAUGACAUGAGGAAGAAGGUGGAGCAUGGGGCACUGCUGCAGCACAAUGGCACAAUAACUUGUCUGGAGUUCUAUGGUACUGCACAUUUACUGAGUGGGGCUGAAGAUGGACUAAUUUGUAUCUGGAACACAAAGAGAUGGGAAUGCCUGAAAUCCAUUAAGGCGCAUAAAGGACAUGUGACAUCUCUUUCUAUUCAUCCAUCUGGGAAAUUAGCUUUGUCAGUCGGAACAGAUAAAACAUUAAGAACUUGGAAUCUUGUAGAAGGACGAUCAGCUUUUAUCAAAAACCUGAAGCAAAAUGCCCACAUAAUUAAAUGGUCCCCUGAUGGAGAGAAAUAUGUGACCGUGAUAACAAAUAAAGUGGAUAUCUACAAACUCGAUACAGCUUCAAUCACUGGCACUAUCACAAUAGAGAAAAGAAUUUCUUCUAUUAGAUUUAUUACAGAUUCUGUCCUUGCCAUAGCUGGAGAUGAUGAAAUUAUAAGGUUCUACAGCUGUGACUCUCAAAAAUGUCUGUGUGAAUUUAAAGCUCAUGAAAACAGAAUAAAAGAUAUCUAUAGUUUUGAAAGGGAAGGACAACACGUUAUUGUUACUGCGUCCAGUGAUGGUUACAUUAAAGUGUGGAAUCUGGAUCUCAAUAAGAUUAACAACGUGCCAUCUUUAUUAUGUGAAGUCAGCACCAAAGCUAGGCUGACAUGUCUUGCAGUGUGGCUUGACCAAGCCUCAGAAAUGAAAGAAAAUUGUGGAAAAGCUGCAACAUCAACUGAAGCAAAUGAAAGUGAGAAGCCAUCAGCAGUCAAGAAGAAGAAAGUUUGUGGGAUGAAUAAAAGUGGUAAAUUGACAAAACAACGCAGAAGAAUUGUCCCAGCUAAGAGAAAAUUGGAAGCUCCACUGCAAAAAAAGAAGAAGAAGCAGAAUAGCUCAGAAUGAAGGCGAAUGCUUUUUCUCCUGAAGAAGAAAUAAAUGCUGGUAUUGCUGUAGUUUUUAUGAAGAUGUUUUUACAACCUCUUGACAGGACAAAUGCCUCUGAACUGAUACGAUUUUUAAGAGUAAUUAUUUAUUUUUGACCCAGAUGAAUUGGUUGACCAUUCUGAGAAGUCGUAAAAGAGAUGGCAGCGUUACCUGAGAGAAUGAGGCUAAAAUAAACUCACAGGAUAUAAUGCUUCCAUUUCUAUAUUUACAACAGCAUACACUUUUUAACAGAUUCUGAAAUAGCAGCUAAAAUGAUAAAAAUAGCUACGUCUGUCUCAGUUAAAGUUUUGUGUCUCAGCCAAAUACAUAUUAAAGUUAUAUACGGUUUUUCA